ACCAGGCACCCGCAUCCAGUGCAGCCCCAGCUCAGGCUCACUUGGCUGGAGACAUCUGCUACUAGAAGAUGUUCUCUUGCUGCCGGCCCACGUCUGGGGGCUCUGGCUCCCAGGAACCCCAGGGGUGCGGCUUGUUCCUAUGCUGUAGGCAGUGGCUCCAGCAUAGGUACCAAGGUGUCAGGGCGGUGAUCAGGAGGCGCCGUCAGGGUGCAGGGGCCGCGGCCGGGAAGGGGCAUCAGAUCGUCCUGACCAAGCUCACCCGGACGGAGCUGCUGGAGUACAAAGUCCGACAACUGCUGCUCGCCUUGCAGCGCAGGGACGUCAUCUACAUCUUCAGCUUUUUAGAGGAUUAUCGUACAUUCGCCACCACGGACGAGGUGCUGGACCUGCUGUUCACCGAGUAUGGGUGCAUCGCAGAUGCGUGGGGUAACAACGAUGUGGUCCUGCAGUGCUGGAAACUGUGAGUGACUCCGGCUCCUGCAGGAGGGCCUUCCCUCUCCUGGAGGGCAGCGAAGGGGCUGUGGGGCGGUGGGGGC
This is a messenger RNA of Canis lupus familiaris (dog), 536 nucleotides long. RefSeq names its product ral guanine nucleotide dissociation stimulator-like. The transcript has 3 exons. The record is from RefSeq and is a predicted model, not a curated record. Lineage: Eukaryota; Metazoa; Chordata; Mammalia; Carnivora; Canidae. The coding region runs from base 69 to 464 and encodes 131 amino acids.